Molecule: messenger RNA, 330 nt
Organism: Dentiscutata heterogama
Lineage: Eukaryota; Fungi; Glomeromycota; Glomeromycetes; Diversisporales; Gigasporaceae
Source: the annotation of a GenBank genome assembly
AAUGUUAUAUAUAGUAAUGAGCUUAAUCGUCGCCUUAAAGGUUCAAACGUUACGUCAGCAUCAUGUGAUCCAGGAUUUAUAUCAACAAAUAUUGGUCCAAGUUCAUUUAUUAAAGAUUUUGUCAUGCUGUUCGCUAAAUCACCCGAUAUUGGUGCAAUAAAUGUAAUGUACCCUGCUUUAGACCCAAACAUCGAUGAAGGUGGAAAGUAUUUUGAGAAUUAUAAAGAAGUAAAACCAAACAAUCAGGCAUUAGAUGAAGAUUUGGCUAAAAAGCUUUGGGAAAAGAGUGAAGAAUUAUUAAAUAAUUAUGAUGCCGACCUUUUAAAAUAA